Messenger RNA from Microsporum canis CBS 113480, 4716 nucleotides. RefSeq names its product pentafunctional AROM polypeptide. Gene Ontology annotation, biological process: aromatic amino acid biosynthetic process; chorismate biosynthetic process. Lineage: Eukaryota; Fungi; Ascomycota; Eurotiomycetes; Onygenales; Arthrodermataceae. The record is from RefSeq and is a predicted model, not a curated record. The coding region runs from base 1 to 4716 and encodes 1571 amino acids. The transcript is spliced from 4 exons. Gene Ontology annotation, cellular component: cytoplasm. Gene Ontology annotation, molecular function: shikimate 3-dehydrogenase (NADP+) activity; 3-dehydroquinate dehydratase activity; 3-dehydroquinate synthase activity.
AUGGAGCAGCCAACAACGAUUCAGAUUCUAGGUCGCGACAGUAUAGUCGCGGACUUUGGAAUAUGGCGGCGCCAUGUCGCCAGAGACCUGCUUGAGACCCUUUCGUCGUCAACCUAUAUCCUCAUUUCGGAUACGAAUAUCGCUCCUUUGUAUGUUCCCGAAUUUGAGAGAGCGUUCGAGGAGGCUGCGGCUGAAAAGUCUCCCAAACCCCGGCUUCUCACAUACAAGAUCGCACCAGGAGAAUCCUCAAAGGGGCGUGAAACCAAGGCAGAGAUCGAGGAUUGGAUGCUUAGCUGCCAGCCACCAUGCGGCCGAGAUACGGUGCUGAUUGCUCUUGGUGGUGGAGUUAUUGGAGACCUGGCGGGUUUUGUUGCUGCCACUUAUAUGCGUGGUAUUCGAUUUGUUCAAGUACCUACAACAUUGCUGGCAAUGGUGGACUCUUCAAUUGGUGGUAAAACUGCAAUUGAUACCCCAAAUGGAAAGAAUUUAAUUGGCGCCAUCUGGCAGCCAGAGAAGAUCUACUUGGACAUGGAAUUCUUGAACACACUGCCACAGCGAGAGUUUACCAAUGGAAUGGCAGAAGUCAUCAAGACCGCUGCAAUUUCAAGUGAGACGACGUUUGCAGAAUUAGAGCAGAAUGCAGACGCCAUCGCCGCGGCCCUCAAGACAGAAAACACCCCAGAACGCUCACGUUUCAGUGGCAUACAGGAGAUUCUUAAGCGAACUAUCCUAGCCUCUGCGCGAUUUAAGGCAGAUGUGGUAUCAAAGGAUGAAAGGGAAGGUGGGUUGCGAAAUCUCCUUAAUUUCGGCCACUCUAUCGGCCACGCAAUCGAGGCUAUACUUGCGCCGCAAAUUCUUCAUGGUGAAUGUGUUGCUAUCGGAAUGAUCAAGGAAGUUGAGCUUGCUCGCUACCUUGGAAUACUCAAGGGCGCCGCCGUGGCACGUCUUGCCAAAUGUCUGACCAGAUAUGGACUUCCUACCUCCCUCAAGGAUGCACGCAUCAGACGUUUGAGCGCAGGAAAGAAAUGUCCUGUAGACAAACUUAUUGCUUUUAUGGCUGUGGAUAAGAAGAAUGAUGGGCCGAUGAAGAAGGUCGUUCUCCUUUCUGCCAUCGGUCGCACACACGAACAAAAGGCGAGCGUUGUGUCGAACGAAGAGCUCAAGGUCGUUCUCGCACCUAGUAUCGAAGUCUUGCCUGGCAUCCCAAAGCCUCUCAACGUUACGUGCACUCCUCCAGGAUCGAAGAGUAUCUCAAACCGGGCACUUGUUCUCGCUGCCCUCGGCUCUGGAGUAUGCCGCAUUAGAAACCUCUUACACUCCGAUGAUACGGAAGUCAUGCUCAAUGCCUUAGAGGCAUUGGGAGCCGCUACCUUUUCUUGGGAAGAAGAAGGUGAAGUACUCGUUGUCAAUGGCAAAGGUGGUAAACUAGAAGCCAGUGCCCACGAGUUGUACUUGGGAAAUGCUGGUACUGCUUCAAGAUUCCUAACUACUGUCGCAACCCUUUCCAACGAAAAAGAUGAUGUUUCCCACAAUAUCUUGACUGGCAAUGCCAGAAUGAAGCAACGCCCAAUCGGGGAUUUGGUUGACGCUCUAAAAUCCAAUGGUGUAUCUGUGGAUUAUCUCGAGCAACAAGGAAGUCUUCCACUCAAGGUCCCCGCAUGUGGUGGCUUCAAGGGCGGAGCGAUUGAACUUGCUGCUAAAGUUUCAUCUCAGUAUGUCUCUUCAUUGUUGAUGUGCGCACCAUAUGCAAAGGAAAAAGUUACGCUCAAACUUGUUGGUGGAAAGCCCAUUUCUGAAACUUACAUCGCCAUGACGGCGGCCAUGAUGAAAUCCUUUGGAAUUGAUGUGGAAAAGUCCACGACUGAAGAAUACACCUACCACAUCCAACAAGGCCAAUAUAAGAAUCCUCCAGAAUAUAUUAUCGAGAGUGAUGCUAGCUCUGCAACAUACCCUCUCGCGAUUGCUGCCAUGUCCGGAACCACCUGUACUAUUCCCAAUAUUGGGUCAAAAUCACUCCAGGGUGAUGCUCGCUUCGCAGUCGAUGUACUACGCCCCAUGGGCUGUGAUGUUAAGCAGACCAAUUCUUCUACUACCGUCACUGGCCCUACCAAUGGUGCUUUGAAACCCAUAGCCAAUGUUGACAUGGAGCCAAUGACCGAUGCUUUCCUAACUGCCUCCGUCCUUGCUGCCGUUGCCAACGACAAGUCCGGCAACACCACACGUAUCUAUGGCAUAGCAAAUCAGCGAGUCAAGGAGUGCAACCGUAUCAAGGCUAUGAAAGAUGAACUUGCUAAAUUCGGAGUUACCUGCCGAGAGCACGAUGACGGGAUUGAAAUCGACGGCAUCGACAGUUCGGAGUUAAAGGUUCCGGUCAACGGAGUACAUUGCUAUGAUGACCACCGUGUGGCUAUGAGUUUCAGUGUUCUAGCAGCAGCCGCAGCCUCUCAGCCAACCCUAAUUCUAGAGAAAGAGUGCGUUGGAAAAACUUGGCCGGCAUGGUGGGAUGCUUUGGCCCAAACAUUCAAAGUGAAACUUGAUGGCAAAGAGCUAGUCAAUGACAAUGUCGUUGAUAUCCAGAAGUCGACAAAAUCAAUCGCAUCUAUAUUCAUUAUUGGCAUGCGUGGCGCAGGUAAAACGACUAGCGGAUAUAGCAUCUCAAAAGCCCUCAAUCGCCCAUUCAUCGACCUUGAUACCGAGCUAGAAAACGUGGAAGGAAUGCCUAUUCCAGAGAUCAUCAAGCAAAAGGGAUGGGAAGGCUUUCGGGAUGCCGAACUGGCUCUACUUAAACGUAUGAUGGCCGAGAAGCCGACCGGAUACAUAUUUGCCUGUGGUGGCGGGAUUGUUGAGACGAAGGAAGCCCGUGAUCUCCUUAUCAAUUACCAUAAGAACAAAGGGAAUGUCUUCCUUAUCAUGCGAAACAUCAAGAAGGUUAUCGAGUUCCUAGAAAUAGACAAGACACGGCCUGCAUAUAUUGAAGACAUGAUGGGUGUGUGGCUUCGUCGGGAGCCAUGGUACCAAGAAUGCAGCAACCUUCAGUAUUAUAGCCACCAUUCAGAAAGGAGUGAGCUGGAUGCAGCACUACAAGGAUUCACAAGGUUCUUGAAUGUGGUUAUGGGAAAUACUGAUCAUCUUGCAUUAUUGAAAAAGAAGGACCAUUCAUUUUUCGUGUCCUUGACACUUCCAGAUCUCCAACUCUCUGCGGACAUUCUCCGAGCGGCUACUUUUGGAUCUGAUGCUAUAGAAUUGAGGGUUGACCUUCUUAAGGACCCGUCGUCGACUUCAGGAGUUCCCUCGGUCGGCUAUGUUGCUGAACAAAUGUCCUUCCUCCGUAGCCACGCGUCUCAACCACUUAUCUUCACUAUUCGCACUAAAGCGCAGGGUGGACAGUUCCCUGAUGAUGCUGUUGACAAAGCCUUGGAACUCUACAAGCUUGCUAUUCGUAUGGGAUCUGAGUUUGUUGAUCUUGAACUUUCAUUCCCCAAUGAUCUGCUUCAUGCAGUAACCGAGAUGAAAGGGUUCUCUAAGAUUAUUGCGUCACAUCAUGAUGUCAACAGCCAACUCUCGUGGUCUAAUGGGUCAUGGAUUCAAUAUUACAACAAAGCCCUACAACAUGGUGACAUUAUCAAGCUUAUUGGCGUUGCUAAAACCUUUGAGGACAACAUGGCGCUUCAACAGUUUAAAUCUUGGGCAGAGAAGUCCUAUCCAGUUCCAAUCAUUGCUAUCAACAUGGGCAACAAGGGUCGUCUCAGUCGCAUACUAAAUAGAUUUAUGACUCCUGUUUCACACCCUGCUCUUCCCUUCAAGGCUGCACCGGGACAAGUAUCUGCUAAAGACAUUCGGCAAGCCCUUACUCUCAUGGGUGAACUUGAUGCCAAGAAAUUCGCCCUCUUCGGAAAGCCCAUCUCUGCUUCGAGAUCUCCAGCUUUGCACAACGCUCUUUUUACACAAGCUGGCUUCCCGCACGAUUACGGCCUGUUGGAAACGGACAAGGCCGAAAAUGUUGAGAAGUUUAUCCGAUCAGAUGAUUUUGGUGGUGCCUCAGUGACCAUCCCCUUAAAGGAACAAAUAAUGGGCUUGCUUGAUGAAAUUUCUCCAGAAGCCAAGAUCAUAGGCGCCGUCAACACCAUCGUACCCAUCACUGUUUCCGGCAGGCCCCCUCGGUUAAUUGGAUACAACACCGACUGGCAAGGUAUGGCCCGCUGCUUAAAGGACGCCGGAGCAAUCUGUUCCAACAAUGGAGAAUCUGCUCUCACCAUUGGAAGUGGCGGCACCGCCCGAGCAGCUAUUUAUUCGCUUCAUAGCAUGGGAUAUUCUCCCAUCUAUCUUGUUGGGAGAACACCGUCAAAUCUGUCCAAACUCGCCUCCAGCUUUCCAGCCGAGUACAAUAUUCAGGUUGUUCAAGACAUAAAAUCAGUUCAAGCUGCCCCUAAAGUGGCAAUUAGCACUAUCCCGGGUGAUCAGGAACUCGAAAAUCCAUUGCCAGAAUUGAUUACCCAGAUUAUGGAGAAAGGCCAAGAUAGCUCUAGAGAGUGCAUUUUACUAGAUAUGGCAUAUAAGCCAGAUGUGACCACUAUGGCGCGGCUAGCAUCACCAGCUGGUUGGAAAAUUAUUAAGGGACUCGAAGUCCUGGUUGCCCAGGGGAUCUAUCAAUUUGAACAUUGGACUGGAUUGAUGCCUAUUUAUGAGGAUGCACGGGCCGCCGUUAUGAACAUUUAA